This is a messenger RNA of Thlaspi arvense, 2238 nucleotides long. NCBI's taxonomy places the organism in Eukaryota, Viridiplantae, Streptophyta, Magnoliopsida, Brassicales, Brassicaceae. The record is from the annotation of a GenBank genome assembly.
CAGAAAUUGCCAUUCCCCUCUUCGUAUAGCCGAUCUCUAUAUGUGUAUUGAGUUCCCUGCUGACAUUGGUGUCGGAGAUUAUGCCGGAGGUCAUGUGUGACAGCAAUAUUCGGUUACAUUAUGAUUUUCGAGGAUGUUAAAUAGAUGAUUCCACUUUCGUGGGUUUGACGAUUUGUUUGUUCGUUCCCUUUUGGUAUUUCCUCUGGGGACGUUGGUGGUGUUCUAUUGCUCUUCAUUUCCUGUGUUUCUGUUUCUGAGUAAAUACUAAUCAGAUGUGCUGCAUUGCCCGGGAAUUGCCAGUUUUAAUUUUCAUGGGAGUGCUGAUCUACCUUCGGACCACACAUUUAUUUCUCAUACAUUCAUCUGUUUGUUGCGAUUUUAAGUCCCUUUGAAGAUGUCACCCGUGACAAAGCAACGUAGAGCUGACCGUGGCUGAACACUGGAUUUGGCAAAUAUAUUGCGACCCUAUUUAAGGAAAUUGCAAAUAAAAACUAUUUGGGCUUGUCGGCCCAAGAGAGCUCACCUUAAACGGCGGCCACCUGCUUCACCGCUGCUCACUGUUGUCCUUAAAACCUCAAUAACGUCAAACUCUUUGUUACUGUAUCUUCUCGGAAGAUGUUUCGGAUUUCAAAGAUUCAACUCUGUUUCCCUCUCUCAACAUUCAUCAAGAGAUUCUCCUCAUUUCAAGCUACUAAAUCGGUUAUCGAUAAAGCGGCAAUCGAUGGGGAGCUAAGAGUUUUCAUCGUCUCCGGCGAAGUUUCCGGCGAUAACAUCGGCUCUCGUCUUAUGGCUUCGCUCAAAAAGCUAUCUCCUCUACCUCUCCGUUUCCAUGGAGUUGGAGGAUCAUUGAUGUCCAAGCAAGGAUUGACUUCGUUGUUUCCUAUGGAAGAUUUGGCUGUAAUGGGCGCGUGGGAGCUUUUGCCGCAUUUGUAUAAAUUCCGUAUGAACUUAAAGGAGACCAUUGAUGCUGCAUCUAAGUUUAAGCCACACGUUGUUGUGACUGUUGAUUCAAAAGGCUUCUCUUUCCGUCUACUUAAGGAGUUACGAGGUAGAUACAAUCAGCAGCGCUUGGAGAAUCGUCCUGUGCAUUUUCACUACGUGGCACCGUCGUUCUGGGCCUGGCGAGGAGGAGAAUCAAGGCUUGGAGGUCUCUCUGAGUUCGUUGAUCAUCUUUUCUGCAUUCUCCCAAACGAGGAAAGUGUUUGUAAAGAACAUGGUGUGGAAGCAACAUUUGUUGGACAUCCCGUUCUUGAAGAUGCUUCUUACUUCAGCCUUGUGAGGACGUUCAAGCCUCAGGAAUCGAAUCUUGAAGGCUCGAGUUUUAGCAAAUACUCAUUACCUUCUGACUCGACGGUCAUUUCGAUUUUACCCGGGAGCAGAUUACAAGAAGUCGCAAGAAUGCUACCAAUAUUUUCCAAAGCAAUGAAUCUACUCAAAGACUCGUUUCCGAAACUAGUAACGCUCAUACACGUCGCAUCUAAUAGUCAAGUGGAUCAUUACAUUGGAGAAUCCCUCUGUGAAUGGCCGGUUCCAGCCAUUCUAGUCCCUAGUGGAUCCACUCAGCUUAAAUAUGAUACCUUUGCCGCGAGUCAGGCUGCGUUAUGCACUUCAGGAACAGUCGCUGUUGAGUUGCAGCUUGCUCGUUUACCUUCCCUUGUCGCAUACCGAGCACAUUUUCUAACGGAGCUAUUGAUCCGUUACAAAGCCAAGAUACCUUACAUUUCUCUCCCAAACAUUCUCCUGGACUCACCAAUCAUCCCUGAAGCCUUGUUCCAAGCCUGCAACCCUUCGAAUCUCGCCUCGAUACUCGAGAGACUUCUCUUGGAUGAAAAGAUGAGAGAAAAUCAAGUUGUUGCUGCUGAAAAGUUGAUACGCCUCUUGAAUCCAUCAGAAAGGGGAAUGAGAAACUCGAUUAGUUGCAGUGAUUUUGAAUAUACACCAAGCAAUUUAGCAGCUUCGACUAUUCUAAGUUAUGCCAAGCGUUGAAGCUUAAUUGAGAAGAAAGAUCCUUGCUUCCAACGCUAACGUUUGAGGUCAUUACAUUGUCAUUGCUUGUUAUUUCAGUAGGACCCUUCCUUGCUAAAUAUUUUCACCAGCUUAUGUUGUUACUGUUGUCUUAUCUUAUUAUAAAAAUAAUUAUAUGAAUACAUAUGCUAUGUGUGGAUUUUGUAAUCCAUUUUUUAUUAUGAAUUGUUUGUUUUUAGUACUUUGUUUUAAACCAUUUUAUUUUUCAUUUUU